AUGUCUUCCGACGACGAACGCCAGAAGGCUCUCGACUCCUACCGGAACAAGCUGCUCGAAUCCCGGGAGUGGGAGGCCAAGCUCAAGUCCCUCCGGCUCGAGAUCAAGGACCUGCAGAGGGAGUUUGACAGAACCGAAGACAACAUCAAGGCGCUGCAGAGCGUCGGACAGAUUAUCGGCGAGGUCCUGAAGCAGCUCGAUGACGAAAGAUUUAUCGUGAAGGCGUCGUCCGGUCCCAGAUAUGUCGUCGGAUGCAGAUCAAAGGUCGACAAGGUCAAGCUCAAGCAGGGCACGCGGGUGGCUCUCGAUAUGACGACACUCACUAUCAUGCGCAUGCUUCCCCGAGAAGUCGACCCCCUCGUCUACAACAUGUCGCUGGAGGACCCCGGCCAGGUCAGCUUCGCCGGCAUUGGUGGCCUCAACGACCAGAUCCGCGAGCUGCGCGAGGUCAUCGAGCUGCCGCUCAAGAACCCCGAGCUCUUCCUGCGCGUGGGCAUCAAGCCGCCCAAGGGUGUCCUGCUUCUCGAGACCAACUUCCUGAAGGCGGCGAACACAGUGGUCUCGUCAGCAAUCGUCGACAAGUACAUCGGAGAGUCUGCCCGCCUGAUCCGCGAGAUGUUCGGCUACGCCAAAGAGCACGAGCCCUGCAUCAUCUUCAUGGACGAAAUCGACGCCAUCGGCGGUCGCAGAUUCUCAGAGGGAACUAGUGCGGAUCGCGAGAUCCAGAGAACGCUGAUGGAGCUGCUCAACCAGCUCGACGGUUUCGACUACCUCGGCAAGACCAAGAUCAUCAUGGCGACGAACCGGCCCGAUACCCUCGACCCCGCCCUGCUCCGUGCCGGACGCCUCGACCGUAAGAUCGAGAUCGCCCUGCCGAACGAGGUCGGCCGCCUGGAGAUUCUCAAGAUUCACGCCUCCGGCGUGGUGACGGAGGGCGAGAUCGACUUUGAGAGCGUGGUGAAGAUGAGCGACGGACUCAACGGUGCGGAUUUGAGAAACGUCGUCACAGAAGCCGGCCUGUUCGCCAUCAAGGACUACCGAGAUGCGAUCAACCAGGACGACUUCAACAAGGCGGUGCGCAAGGUCGCCGAGUCGAAGAAGCUCGAGGGCAAGCUCGAGUACCAGAAGUUGUAA
This is a messenger RNA of Colletotrichum spaethianum, 1134 nucleotides long. RefSeq names its product putative 26S proteasome subunit rpt4. The coding region runs from base 1 to 1134 and encodes 377 amino acids. The transcript has 5 exons. Gene Ontology annotation, biological process: positive regulation of RNA polymerase II transcription preinitiation complex assembly. Gene Ontology annotation, molecular function: ATP binding; ATP hydrolysis activity; proteasome-activating activity. Lineage: Eukaryota; Fungi; Ascomycota; Sordariomycetes; Glomerellales; Glomerellaceae. The record is from RefSeq and is a predicted model, not a curated record. Gene Ontology annotation, cellular component: proteasome regulatory particle, base subcomplex; cytosolic proteasome complex.